GGAAAAUGUUGAUGCUAUUAAAAAUUAUAAUCAAUCUAGAAAAAAUUCUACAAAUGGUUUAUAUUAUUCUCAACUUAUUAACGGAGAUAAUGAUUUGGGUGGAGUUGAAUCAUCAAAAUCUAUUGAUCCAUUAAAUUGGUCAUCCAUUUCUUUUGAAGAUAUGUCAUUAGAGAAACUUUAUGCUCAGUUAGCACAAUAUGAACAUCCUAAUAUGACAAGAGAUCAAUUAAUUGCAAGAUUAAAAUAUUAUGAGCAACGUGAAAGGAAUCCAAAGAAUCGUAUUCCUGAUUCAAAAGGUCAUAAUAAACGUGCACGUCCCUCUGAUUCAAGAAGAUCGAGUAUGGAUUCUGAUGGUAGUGUUUCGUCAGCAACUCCGGAUGAAAUGGAGGACGUGAAAAGAGACUCUAAUCGGUCUGAAACUGCAGUGGCUGGUUAUUCCACUCAAAGUUCUCCAACAAUUUCAUCAUCAAACGUUAAACAAGAAGGUGAAGAGGAUAAAAAGGAUAUACAUAAAUGUAUGUGGAGAGGAUGUACAAAAAUACUUAUUUCAUUAGAAUCACUUAUUUCACACGUCGGUGAGACACAUAUUGGUAGUGGAAAAGCUACAUAUUCUUGUGAUUGGGAAGGAUGUACGAGAGGUCAAAAACCGUUCACAAAACGUCACAAAAUGUACAACCACUUACGAACACACACUGGAGAAAGACCAUUUGUGUGUACAAUAAAUGGCUGCGGAAAAAGAUUUUCAAGACCUGAUUCCUUGACAACUCACAUAAAGACGCAUUCCAAUCAUCGUCCGUACAUAUGUCCCUAUAAAGGAUGUAAUAAGGCGUAUUAUCAUUCACGUUCUCUUCGUAAACACGAAAAGACGCAUGAUGUUAGAGCGCCCCAUACGUCUUUACCUCCAGUUCAUCCUUCUGGUAUCGCCAUAUCGGCUAAUAAUGGGAUGCAUAUAAAUUUCCAAAAUCGUAUAUUCUCUGCAACUCAACCGCAACCCCCUCCACCACAUCAACCACAUCAACCUCAUCAUAUUUUCCCACAAAAACCUGCAGGAAUUGACUCAACCUCAACAAGUACCUCGCAUGAUAUUAGAUCAGUUCCACAACCAAUUCAUCAUUUACCGCCCGUCCAUCAAUUACAUCCUCCGUCACCUGUAGGGUCAACACCGAAUAGUACUUUUGCUUAUCCCCAUCCUCAACAUCGUUUAAUGCAGCCACCGCCAAAUACAUUACCUCCGCAUAGUUAUCAUUACCAUUCACAUCCUCCAGUUCAACCACCACCAUUAAAUCAUCGUCCCGAAUUAAUUCACCAUCCCAGAGUCAAUUUUUCCGAAGCUUCGCAGACAUCAACUAGUUCAACAUCAGCUCACUUUUAUCCUCAUACGACUCAUUCAUUCUCACAGCCUCCAUCUACUAACAUGCCACCACGUUCAAAUAAUAAUAAUAAUAAUCCGUCUGCAAAUAAUAAUUAGAGGCUUGUUGAGUGCAAUUCUUUCGGUUUUCGUAUUACGGUAAAAAUUUUCUCGAAAAUUCGUUUCGUGUUUAUAUAUAUAAAAAUAAGCAGUUUCAAUAAAAAAAAGGAGCAUGACUCCAUAACUUUUCUUUUUUUUU
This is a messenger RNA of Rhizophagus irregularis DAOM 181602=DAOM 197198, 1607 nucleotides long. The record is from RefSeq and is a predicted model, not a curated record. Lineage: Eukaryota; Fungi; Glomeromycota; Glomeromycetes; Glomerales; Glomeraceae.